UCCUAAGCACAGCUAUUCUGCACUGUAGCCGAAGUGUUCUUUUACAAUAUUGAGCACAAUCUGUAACCCAUUAUCAUAGCGACUCAUCUGCGAGCAAUCUUCUUGGGGCAGCUUAAAUAAUAUUUUAAAUUGCUUUGUUCAUGCCCAAGGGCGAAGGACAUAAGCUUGCAAGAUUCUUCCAGAUAUCUGGUGGGCUAUAUAGCCUUGCUAAAUACCAUGCCAACUGCUUUUUCAUUGCCGCUACAUCAGAUGCUUUGUUGAAGAUAAUUUAACGUUACAAUAGAAGUAAAAAGGCAGUGAUGUUAUGAUUUAUCCUCAGUCAAAUCGGACAGGCAUAACUUUUUGCGUGGUUUCAAAUGGUUGCAGUUGAAGACAUUAGUUCAUUGCUCUGGUACACUGGUUUUCUUACCAUGAAAUGUCUACAAAUGCCCAGCAAGUCUUACAGUCCAAAGAAGAUGCAUCUAAAUCUAGCCCAAAAGGAGAACCACUGGAAGACACAAAUGACGAAAGUGACACGCAACUGGAUCUGCUGACACUGUUUGAAAGCAUUGUCAAAGCAGUAAAACAAUGGAAGCCCUUUCCCUUGAGAGCUCAUUAUGUAGAAGACAUCAAUGAGACAAACAAGCGAGUGCUUCUAGCUGUAAUCUCAUUCCUUUUGUGCACUAGUUUUUCGUUGGUAUGGAUCAGCGCUUUCAUAAUAGAUGCACGAAGAAGUCACGAAUAUGCACCGACAGAUUCCUUUUCGCCACACGUCCUAAGCUUAUCUGCUAUUGUUCUCGUGAUAAGCUUGAUUAACUUUGCCUUUAACUUGUGUGGUUUUGUCGGCGUUUUCCGUGAAAACAUCAUUCUGAUACGCAUCUUUUACAUCGCCCUCAUUGUGAUACUCUCUUUGAAGUUGUGCACUGCACUUUUUAUAUUUUCGUUCACUGGAGCUGCUAAGCAAAUUGUUGGCAGUCUUUUAGGAGACCGGCUGGUUGUCAACUAUCGCUCAAGUUCAGAUAUUGAGGACACAAUGGAUUAUUUGCAAAUCAACUUUCGCUGCUGCGGUCUCCGUGAGGAGGGAUUUCAAGAUUGGAAUAUUAGUAUUUAUUUUCAAUGUUCCGCUGACAAUCCAAGCGCGGAGCGAUGUGCCGUGCCCUGGUCCUGCUGCAGGAAUCAAACCACUUCCAGAAACGCCCUUUGCGGAGCAAACGUACAAAAGGUGGACCGCAAUAUUGCCAGUCAAACCAUUUACACCAAGGGAUGCAUCAUCGCCAUUUUGGAGUGGGCCAGUGACCACGGAUUCCUGGUGGCCUUCCUGCUUCUGCUGGAGACGCUGCUGUUGACGGUGAUGAUAUUCCAGAGCACGCACCUGGUGAACGAGCUGCAGAUGAUGAACGGCGUGUACCGCGGCCCCUGGUGGACCUGGGUCGGCAAGCAGCGGCCCGGCCGACCGCCGCGACUCUAUCAGGGAGUCGGCGGGUACCAUCAGCAGCGUCCCGCGCAGACGCUGCCCUUCCACCUGGAGCUGGUCUGGCACGAACCGUCCACCUCUGACGGUCCGUGGCGCCCUCAAAUUGGUCAGCUGCAGACAGGGCCGAUCUCCGUACAACAGACCUUCGAGGGGGUCCCGCAGACGGGUGAGCCGAACUACAGCGGCCAUCAAACCUCCGGAGAGGUCUACCAUGAGGGUGAGCCGAUCGACCCGAGAACCACUGCGCGGUACGAGCAGCGCCGCUCGACCAUCGGCCAGCGCUUCUUCCGCGCGGUCAUCAGCCGCGCGUCGAGGUUGGUUCACCGGCGGCGAGCCGUCACCGCCCAGGGAGGCGCCGGCGAGGAGGAGCGCGAACAGAGCGCUGCCGCGCCCCGGCAGCAGGGCCGCGGCGACUGGGUGGUCCAUCACCGUGCCAGGGAGGUCGGCUCGGUGGGACCGGCCACCGCCGUCGCCCGCACUCUGCAGCCGCUUGGUGAGGAGCGUGAGACAGAGUCAUCCGCGGUGACUAGGCUGGAAAAGUCUCCGCUACCUCCGAUAGGUGGACGCGUCAAUGAGCAGUCGGCCAGCCCUGAGGUAGAAGUAGAGGUCGAACCUGUUGAACAGUUAGUGGAGGUUCAGGAUAGUCUGAGCACAGCAAGUAUCGAUAAGGAGGAGCUGUUUGAGAAGAGAAAGACGUCACAAAUUAUCCAGCCAUCCCCGGUUACCAUCAAGAAGCAGCUGAAGGAUCCAAAGAACUUCGAAAAAAGAAAAUCGCUGCUUCCCGGGCUUAUUGUUUCUCAAAAUCAGAUCAAACUUCCAACUGUACAUUCGACCACAUCGAAAAAGCCUUCCACUGAGGUUGAAGUUGAAAAUGCAUUGGAAGCAAAAGCUAAUGAGUUUGAGGCUACGGCCAGCAGCAAUGUCACCUCGGUGACGGACGCAGUCACGAGGAGUGAGGGAACUGCUGGUGGACUACCCUCUACGCCGAUCUCUGAUGUUCCCAGGGACACCCCUGCGAAGUCAACUCCUCCCGACAGUACGUUCCGCGCCGCAGAAGCUCCUCCGACUCAGAAGCCUCCCACAGAGCCAUCUUCCACAAAAGCUGCCGCCCCUCCAUCGCUUCCAACAGCACCCACAAUCGCGAAGGUCUCGCCGUCUGCUGGCUCUCAACCCUUGGAGAUGGAAGCGCCAAAGCCACCGAGCGUGGAUGUGUCAUCAGGUCCAGUCGUCAAUUCAGCUGUGGAGACGAGCAAGGGCGAUGGUGAUGAGGCCCAGCAUCGUGAAGCGGGUGCUGCGUCUUCCCAGCACAGCGAAGCUGACGAAGAUGCUGUCAGUCAUGAGGAAACGGAUGAUGACACCGGUCGAGCAAUUUCGAUUUCUGACAAAGGAUCGCCAGCAGGAGAAAAAGAUGUGUUCACUCCAGAUGGAGAGCAGGAUCAAGAUAGUUACGAGGAAAGAAGCAAAGAUACCUCCGAAAGAAAGAGCAAAAGGGGUCACCACCACCACCAUAAAAAGUUAAAGUCACACAAAAAGAAGAAACACAAGAAGAAAAGGGGAGAGGUCUCACCAGCGCCAGAUGAAGGCAGAGCAGGCCCUGCUGGACCGUCCGGCCCUGCAGCUGAUCCAGUUCCUGAAUGGCUGAAACCAAGUCCUCAGAACACGGCUGACGAUCAUGCAGCCGACACGGGCACAGGCUCGGUACAUUUCACUCCGUCAGAAUUCAAGAAGCUGGCCGUCGUCCAGAAAACAGACCCUGAGGCUGGGAAAGCUCUGGCCCAUACCGGGGAGCGCAAAGGGACUAUCGCCACCGCCAUAUCCAAGAAAUUGCACGACAUUAUGCCGAACUUUAAUCCUGGAUCGGCUUCGCAUUCGCCACAUACUCAAAAAGUAGAGAGUGAAGAGCACAUCUCCCUGGCCAGGGCUGUGUCUAGGAAGCUACAUGACAUCUUACCCACGUUCGACUUCCAUCACGGGGGCUCCAAACCAAAGCCUGAAGCGUCGAACCGUCCGGCUCGCAUGUUGUCCCCUGACCCGGAGGUGGAACCAACGGGAGUGUUCAGGAGGCCGAGCACCGCUCGAGGUCGGGGAACAGAAGGGGAGAGCCGCACACCUUCGCCACUGAGGUCGUUGAACGCGAAUUCUGAUGCUGAGUGGUGAACAAUGCAUGGUAGGGAUUCAACUGAUUACGUACAGUGCUGAUGUUCAUUGCUAUCGACUGUGUAUCUAUAUACGCAGUGUGUAUCGACGUGUUUAUGAUGCAUGAAUAGAUCAAUAAGAGCGAUUUAUGAAUAUUGCUCAGAGGACUCAGGCUUGGAGGGAAACUGCCCCGCUGUUUUUCAAGGGCGCACCGCUUCACAAUGUAAUAGAUAUCACGUAAAGAUAAACUUAGACACAAAAUGCCAUGAUUAUCCCAUUGUUCGAAAAUGUAUUAUAUCAAACAUGUUCACAGGCAUAGAAAAAAAUGCUAGCCAUUACGAUGUGAAGGUGCGAAAUACGAUCG
Molecule: messenger RNA, 3953 nt
Organism: Amphibalanus amphitrite
Lineage: Eukaryota; Metazoa; Arthropoda; Thecostraca; Balanomorpha; Balanidae
Exons: 2
Coding region: 416-3610 (1064 amino acids)
Cellular component (GO): membrane
Source: RefSeq, a predicted model, not a curated record